CUCUUUUACCAUGUUCUUAAUUUGCCCCACUCACUACAGUGUUGCAUAUGAUUGCUCCAUGGCGAAGAAGAGAAGGGCUGAAGAGCAGGCUUUGGGUGUCCCAGUCAACAAAAGGAAAUCCCUGCUAAUGAAGCCCCGACACUACAGCCCAAACAUGGACUGCAAAGGGGACCGAGACGACAGGACCGAGGAUGAUGGCCUCUCUGAAACAAACGACCGAGCUGCUGCAGAAGAAAUCAUGAUAAAACCUGCGGAUGAGAAUCUUCAUUCAACUGCACAAGAAAACUCCCCUCGGAAAGAAGACCAAUAUACUUGUUAUCAAGAGCUGGUAGUCAAAUCUCUAAUGCACUUGGGGAAAUUUGAAAAAAAUAUGUCUGUCCAGACUAUAAGUGAAAACCUCAAUGACAGUGGCAUCCAAUCUUUAAAAGCAGAGAGUGAUGAAACAGACGAAUGCUUUAUGAUUCAUUCUGAUGAUGGAAGAGACAAAGUGGAUGAUUCCCAACCCCCAUUCUGCUCUUCUGAUGACAGCGAAAGUAACUCUGAAAGUGCAGAGAAUGGGUGGGACAGUGGCUCCAACUUGUCAGAAGACACCAAACCUCAGAGAGGCCCAAAGUACAUGUUAGCAGAUAAGAAAAAAGAUCUACUGGAAAUUCCUGAAAUAAAAACAGAAGGUGACAAAUUUAUCCCUUGUGAGAACAGGUGUGAUCCUGAUGCAGACCGGAGAGAACCGCAGAAUGCUCAUGUGGAGCCCUUGGAUAGCAAAGCCCAAUCUGCCUUCCCUGAGACUGAGGAAGAAGACAGGGAGAGCCUGGCCACAAUGUCAGAAGAAGCCAGUGAUCUGGAGAAAGCCAAGGGGAACCUGAGUUUGCUGGAGCAGGCCAUCGCUCUGCAGGCUGAGCGAGGCUGCGUUUUCCACAGUACUUACAAAGAGCUGGACAGAUUUCUGCUAGAACACCUGACGGGGGAAAGGCGGCAAACCAAAGUUAUUGACAUGGGUGGAAGACAAAUCUUUAAUAACAAACAUUCACCGAGGCCUGAAAAGAGGGAGACCAAGUGCCCUAUCCCUGGGUGUGAUGGCACAGGACAUGUGACUGGGCUCUAUCCCCACCACCGCAGCCUUUCAGGAUGCCCCCACAAAGUGCGGGUUCCCCUGGAAAUUCUUGCCAUGCAUGAAAAUGUGCUCAAGUGUCCCACCCCUGGAUGCACAGGAAGGGGUCAUGUGAACAGUAAUCGCAACACUCACAGGAGUCUUUCUGGUUGUCCAAUUGCUGCAGCUGAAAAAUUGGCAAUGUCCCAGGAUAAAAAUCAGCUUGAUUCUUCCCAAACUGGGCCGUGUUCUGACCAGGCACACAGGACAAGCUUGGUGAAGCAAAUUGAGUUCAAUUUCCGAUCACAAGCCAUCACUUCUCCCAGAGCCACAGUAUCGAAAGAACAAGAGAAGUUUGGAAAAGUGCCAUUUGAUUAUGCCAGUUUUGAUGCCCAAGUCUUCGGUAAACGUCCCCUUGUACAAACAGGGCAAGGACGAAAAACUCCACCAUUUCCUGAAUCAAAGCAUUUUUCAAAUCCAGUCAAAUUUCCUAAUCGACUGCCUAGUGCAGGCGCCCACACACAGAGCGCGAGCCGUGCCAGCUCUUAUAGCUACGGUCAAUGUAGUGAAGACACCCACAUAGCAGCAGCUGCUGCUAUCCUGAACCUUUCCACCCGCUGCAGGGAAGCCGCAGACAUCCUCUCCAACAAACCACAGAGUCUGCAUGCCAAGGGAGCCGAGAUAGAAGUGGAUGAAAAUGGGACAUUGGACUUAAGCAUGAAAAAAAAUCGAAUCCUGGACAAGGCUGCACCCCUAACUUCCUCUAAUACUACCAUUCCAACACCUUCAUCUUCCCCAUUCAAAACAAGCAGCAUUCUGGUCAAUGCAGCAUUCUAUCAGGCUCUCUGUGACCAAGAGGGCUGGGACACUCCUAUCAACUAUAGCAAAACUCAUGGGAAGACAGAGGAGGAGAAAGAGAAAGACCCAGUGAACUCUCUGGAAAAUUUAGAGGAAAAAAAAUUUCCUGGAGAGGUCUCUAUACCAAGUCCUAAACCCAAGCUCCAUGCAAGAGAUCUCAAAAAAGAACUAAUCACGUGUCACAAUCCUCCUCCCACCCCUAACCUGGGGACCAUGCUCUACUCCUGUGUUUCCAGGUGUCCAACUCCAGGCUGUGAUGGGUCCGGGCAUGUGACUGGAAACUAUGCUUCCCACAGAAGCUUGUCCGGCUGUCCUCGUGCAAGAAAAGGGGGUGUCAAAAUGACUCCUACCAAGGAAGAAAAAGAAGACCCUGAACUUAAAUGUCCUGUAAUAGGAUGUGACGGCCAAGGUCACAUAUCAGGUAAAUACACAUCACACCGCACAGCUUCUGGCUGUCCCCUGGCUGCCAAGAGACAGAAGGAGAAUCCUCUCAACGGGGCCCCUCUCUCCUGGAAACUGAACAAGCAAGAGCUGCCCCAUUGUCCCCUGCCAGGUUGCAAUGGGCUGGGCCAUGUAAAUAAUGUUUUUGUCACCCACAGAAGCUUAUCUGGAUGUCCUCUCAAUGCGCAAGCUAUCAAAAAGGGCAAGGUCUCUGAAGAACUAAUGACCAUCAAACUCAAAGCCACCGGGGGUAUAGAAGGUGAUGAAGAAAUUAGGCAUUUGGAUGAAGAAAUAAAGGAACUAAAUGAAUCCAACCUUAAAAUUGAAGCAGAUAUGAUGAAACUUCAGACUCAGGGACCUAUCAGUGAGCAGAAUUUUGAAGCAUAUGUAAAUACACUCACAGACAUGUACAGCAAUCUGGAACGGGACUAUUCCCCGGAAUGCAAAGCUCUCCUGGAAAGUAUCAAACAGGCAGUGAAGGGUAUCCAUGUGUAGGAUCACAGUGCUGCCGGGCAACAGAGAUCACCAACAGCAGUCAACUCCAGAUGGACCUGUGAAAGGGGUUCAUGUACUGCUAAGGCUUGGAGGUUGCCAUAUGCAUUUACAACUGCAACAUUGCACUAAUUUUUCCCCAGCUGACAUAAAAAGGAAAGAAAAACUAUGAUAGACUCUUUGGAUUAAAAGCAAUGCAGUCAAUGAUUAGAUCUUAUUUAUUUUCAUAUGUUUUUCUUUUAUUUCUUCAUUGCACUCUUUCUUUUGUAAAGUAUAUGUAAAAUAAAUGUGACAUUUUUAUAUUUUAUUUAUUACUAAUCAAAGAGUUUUUUAUCUUUUAACUGCAUUUUGAAGUCUGCCAUAUUUUUACAAGUGUGUUUAUUAAUUUAUUUUCUAAUAGGACUUAAAUAGAAAUGCUAUUCUCAAAUCAUCUAUCUUGCUGGGUUAAAAUGAGAAAACAAAAAAAGUGUGAAAGAAAUCCUUGUCUAAGGACUGCACUAUGGUUCGAGUUUGAUUUUUAUUGCACACUUCUUUUUCCCCCUCUUCCACUGGUUUUUGUAUUUAUAAUUGAAUUUGCAGUAAGGUGAGCUGCGUGGAAGGAAUAAGAAGAUAAAUGGCGCCCACUGGUGGGGAAUCCGCACUCACAGAAGCACAGACACUGGAAAACAGCCUGCUCAGAAUUUGUUAGCAAUAAUUAAAUAUAGCAAUCAGCAAAGUAUUCAGCUUGGCUGUGUGGUUUUAGUUCCUAUGAAUUAUUUAUUUGAAAUGUCUUAAAGAAACAUAAGCAUUUUUUAGUGAUGCAGAUUUGUCUGUUUUUCAAGUCAUAUCACAUAGUUGGCAACUCUUAUCCUAAGAUGAGAAAUAAUCACUUGAUGUGACCAGCCAGGCUUUCCUGCCAUAUGUUGGUACAAUAUACAAGUGACAACAUUGGUGUAGAUUUGUACUUAGCAAAUGCAAACACAUCCAAAUGGAAAAUUUUGUAGAUACCAUAUCCCCUGAAAUAGCAUUUAUCUUACUGGGUUUGACUGGAAAGGAAUGGAAAAUAGAGUAAAACGUGAAAAAAAAAAUAUUACUCCAAUCUGAAUGAUUACUUUGAACACUGGCAACAUUGGUAUCACCAUCCUUAGGA
Messenger RNA from Ictidomys tridecemlineatus (thirteen-lined ground squirrel), 4007 nucleotides. Lineage: Eukaryota; Metazoa; Chordata; Mammalia; Rodentia; Sciuridae. The record is from RefSeq and is a predicted model, not a curated record.